Molecule: messenger RNA, 3906 nt
Organism: Lepus europaeus (European hare)
Lineage: Eukaryota; Metazoa; Chordata; Mammalia; Lagomorpha; Leporidae
Gene: PLEKHD1
Product: pleckstrin homology and coiled-coil domain containing D1
Exons: 13
Coding region: 69-1565 (498 amino acids)
Source: RefSeq, a predicted model, not a curated record
UUCCCACUGCCACCAGCCGGCCCUAGCGAGGGGGCGGGCGGCGCCGGGGGCAGCCCCGCUGAGGCAGGAUGUUCACCUCCAAGUCCAACUCGGUGUCACCGUCGCCGUCCCUGGAGCAGGCCGACUCGGACGCACUGGACAUCAGCACCAAAGUGCAGCUCUACGGGGUGCUGUGGAAGCGGCCCUUCGGGAGGCCGUCGGCCAAGUGGUCCCGGCGGUUUUUCAUCAUCAAAGAGAGCUUUCUGCUCUACUACUCUGAGAGUGAAAAGAAGAGCUUUGAGACCAAUAAAUACUUCAAUAUCCACCCCAAGGGUGUCAUCCCCCUGGGGGGCUGCCUGGUGGAAGCCAAGGAGGAGCCCAGCAUGCCGUACGCCAUGAAGAUCUCCCAUCAGGACUUCCACGGGAACAUCCUGCUGGCGGCCGAGUCUGAGUUUGAGCAGACGCAGUGGCUGGAGAUGCUGCAGGAAUCCGGGAAGGUGACUUGGAAGAACGCCCAGCUGGGAGAAGCCAUGAUCAAAAGCCUGGAGGCCCAGGGGCUGCAGUUGGCUAAGGAAAAGCAGGAGUAUUUAGACAAACUGAUGGAAGAGACGGAAGAACUGUGCCUUCAGAGGGAGCAGAGAGAGGAGCUGGAGCGCCUGAACCAGGUGCUGGAGGCUGAGAAGCAGCAGUUUGAGGAGGUGGUGCAGGAGCUGCGGAUGGAACAGGAGCAGAUCAAGAGGGAGCUAGAACUGACCGCAAGAUGCCUCAAAGGUGUGGAGCAGGAGAAGAAGGAGCUGAGGCAGCUCACGGAGUCCUUGCAGCGCACACUGGAGGAACUCUCCAUAGAGAAGAAGAAAACGCUGGAGAUGUUGGAGGAGACCGAGAACCAGCCGCCGCCGCCCAGCGCGGGGCUUCAGAACAACCUGCGGCAGAUCGAGGAGAAGAUGCGGCAGCUCUUGGAGGAGAAGCUCCUGGCGGAGAAGCGGAUGAAGGAGAACGAGGCACGCUCCCGGGCCCUGGAGGAGGAGCGGGAGUUCUACUCGAGCCAGUCCCAGGCGCUGCAGAACUCACUGCAGGAGCUCACGGCCGAGAAGCAGCAGGCUGAGCAGGAGCUGAGGGCGGAGGUGAAGGUCCGUAUGGACCUGGAGAAGCGCCUGCGGGAGGCGGAGGGUGCCUUGCGGAGCCUGGAACAGGGGCUCAACUCCAAGGUGCGGAACAAGGAGAAGGAGGAGAGGAUGCGGGCAGACGUGAGCCAUCUGAAGAGGUUCUUUGAGGAGUGCAUCCGGAACGCAGAGCUGGAGGCCAAGAUGCCCGUCAUCAUGAAGAACUCCGUGUACAUCCACAAGGCGGCCACGCGCCGCAUCAAGAGCUGCCGCUUCCACCGGCGCCGCUCCAGCACGUCCUGGAACGACAUGAAGCCGUCCCAGUCCUUCAUGACGUCCCAGCUGGAAGCCAACAACAUAGAGGAGCUAAAGGAGGUGGCCAAGCGGCUCAGCCGGGACCAGCGCUUCCGGGAAUCCAUCUACCACAUCAUGGCCACCCAGCCCGGAGCCCCCUCUGUGCUCCCCCGUGGUGGCAGCAAGUGACUGGGGCUCUUCUCCUGCCUCGGGGGAAGGGGAAGAGGAUGGGGUAGCCCAGGGAGGGAGGCCCGGCUCCACCUGGCUUCUCUCCACUCUGGCCUGGGGCCAGCCUCGCUCUUGCUCGCUACCCUGGCUUCUCCACUGCACCCUUGCAGGCCCAAGCUGGGGGAGUGGAGGAAGGGGUCUAGCCAUGUGAUGUCGCUGGUCAGGGUUUGGGUUUGUUCAUCCCAGCGACAGGCAGGGCCGGCCCACAGGUUCUCUGUGGCUCCUCCUGGUCCCUGGUCCUCACGGGUCAAGGCAUCCCUUACCCAGGGUGGGUCCUACACACCUUCUGGGACACUCCCUCCCCUUUUGCUUCUGACCUCUAACCUCACAAAGACAUUCCUCCUCUUCCCCACCUCCCCUACCCCCAGCCAAGGGCUUCCCUUAUACCACAUGCUAGGGUGGGGAGGAAGACCUUGGGACAGCAGCCUUGGGCUCAUGGCGCACACACACACACACCCCAAGGCUCGCCACAGUCUCACCUUCCCUGGAGUUGGGCCCUGGCUGUGGGAUGACCCACCUGGAGCCCUGGGCCCUGGCUGGGAGCUGGGGCCAGCGGGGACACUGGGGUCUCUUGCCUGGAAGACAAGUCACAAGCUCAGGAGGGAAGAAUGGCUCCUGCAUUCUCCACUCUGGCCACGGCGGUGCUGCUGGGCGUGACCUAGCAGAUGGCGCCCUCCUUGGAGGCCUUGCUGCCUCCUGUCCCUCUGAGCCUUACCCCGCUGAAGCGGUGAGGCCACGAACCCCAGCAGAUGGACCAGUGACAGGGUCUGCUGGGCUCACAGAAGAGGGAUCCAUUGGGGAUCAGGGCACUCCGGGACACUGGUGGCAUUCGAGGUGCUAACUCUCUGCUGCUUGGAAAAGCAGGAUGUUCAGAGAUGGACAGGUGGUGGCAGCAGGGAGGGCCCAGGGGAAGGAGCAGGCACCCAGGGGAGCCUGCAGCAAGAGCAGUGCUGCUGCCUGGGAGAGCGCACGCACGCCGGCCCCCAGCUGCCGGACGCACCAAGGCCGGGCCACGCUGUCCUGCUCCGGCUCAAGGCUCCUUGGUGAUACUGGGCUCCAAGGUCCCCUUCUCAGGGGGUAGCGUCAGCCAGUGUGCCGGAUCAAGGUGGGGGCAGGGUUGGGGUGCCUGGGCGGCAGUGCAUUUGAAAGGGCUCUGUCUGGAUGUAAAAGCUUUAAACACAUAGAAACCUGGAAUAUUUAUCUGCUAGGGGGAAGAGUCACAAACCCAAGCUCCUGUUUUUGUUUGCUUCCAAAGACUUAUACGAAUGGUGGCUCGCCCUUGGAGAAAGACCUUUCGGGAAAUGUUUCCAAUGCAUGUGUUUUGCCGGAGGGGAAAGUGCACAUCUUGGUCUGGUUGGUGCUGCUGCACCUGACACUGGGUCGUUUGUGCAGGGCAGCAAUGCACUGGCUCGGAGCUGUGGAAGCUGGGACAUCUAAGAUCGGGGUGCUGGCAUCUAAGGAGGGCCUUCUUGUCUGUCUGUUUGUUUAAAGAUUUACUUAUUCAUGUGACAAGCAGAGUUACAGACAAGCAGAGGCAGAGAGAGAGAGAGAGAGAACCUCCAUCUACUGGUCCACUCCCCAAAUAGCCACAACAGCCGGAGCUGGGCCGAUCUGAAGCUAGGAACUUCUUCCACAUCUCCCACGCGGGUGCAGUGGCCCAAGCACUUGGGCCAUCCUCCACUGCUUUCCCAGGCCAUUGCAGAGAGCUGGAUCGGAAGUGGAGCAGCCUGGACUUGAACUGGCGCCCAUAGGGGAUGCCGGCGCCACAGGUGGCAGCUUUACUUGCUAAGCCAUAGCGUGGGCCCUGGGAGGGCCUUCUUGCCUCGUCACCGCACCGCGGGAAGGCAAAGGCUGCAAGAGGACCCAUUCCUGCAAUAAUGGACCCCCUCCUGUGCUACCAGCACUAACCCACUGAUGAGGGCAGAGUCCUCUCGGCCUCAUUACUCCUUACACAGUCCCACCUCUUAAUGCUAUUAUAAUGACAGUUCAAUUUUAACACGAGUUUGGGAGCGGACAAGCAUUCAAACCAUAGCGGUACAGUUCCAAGCGGAUGCACAAGUCCCCCCUUCCUCUCCUUCCCCCUGUUCUCACCCUGCACUUUCCAUACCUCACGCAAAUCUGGGUUACCGUCAACCAAUGGCUCAGUCCAGAAGUGUUUAUUUGUUAAAAGCUUACUAAGUAUGUAGCACAGUGAAUAAAAAAAGAGCAGCAUCUCUAUGUGAAGAUAGGUAGGGGUGGCGAUUGCUUACUGGAAGUAUAUGCACCUGAUUUUCUUUUUAAAUUUGUUUAAUAAACUCUUAUU